CGACACAACAGAUCCACCCCUACUCGCGCGAUGGCGGAGGCUCGAGGACCAAAACGUCUCACAGACGCGACCACUGGAAACGACGAUGUCACGAGCCAGAAGAUGAGGAAGCUUUUCGACGGCGCGCAGACCAAACAUGAAGCUAUCAAUGAGGACGCUAUUGCUGGGGACGAUAUUGACGACACCGAUGCUCCCAAGAACAACAUCAGCGAGGAUGCUUCCAACACAAUAGCUGACCGCUCUGAUCAGUUGAAGAAGCUUCGACCAAAGUUCCUAGACCUUCCGAGUGAGCUUCGAAACCGGAUAUAUUAUUACGUCUUUAGCGGAAACAUUUGGACCAUUCGUGCCGGCAAAUCUGCAUUCAAGGCCAGAAACGCUCUCGAUCAUCCCUUGGCCCUGCUACAAACCUGUCGCCAGAUCAACAAAGAGACAGCCACGUUACCUUUCGAAGUGGGUACAUUCAGCAUUAAGAGCGUUUGGUUUGCACGUAAAGAAAACAAGCCUAAAGGUUUCGGGUUAAUUAAUUCAGUUCUUGUUCAUGCCGGGUUACUGGUGGAUGAUGAUGACUUCCCACCCGUUAAAAGAGAAGUCCCCAGUCUACUGCAACAAUUUCCUGGUCUAAAGCAUGUCUACAUUAGUGACUUUAGCUGCGUAGCUGCGGGUACGUUGUAUCCCGCGUUCCUGUUCAAAAGAAUGACCAGAUUACCUUAUAAUAUUACGAGGCUUACGGAAGACGAUGAUAUCUUUGAACAUGACGCAGAGUGGUUUAAAAGCCUUAAAAAACGCUACACUCAAAAAAUAGCAUUGGCAUGA
Periconia digitata is the source of this 813-nucleotide messenger RNA. NCBI's taxonomy places the organism in Eukaryota, Fungi, Ascomycota, Dothideomycetes, Pleosporales, Periconiaceae. The record is from the annotation of a GenBank genome assembly.